Molecule: messenger RNA, 552 nt
Organism: Magnolia sinica
Lineage: Eukaryota; Viridiplantae; Streptophyta; Magnoliopsida; Magnoliales; Magnoliaceae
Exons: 1
Coding region: 1-552 (183 amino acids)
Molecular function (GO): RNA-DNA hybrid ribonuclease activity; nucleic acid binding
Source: RefSeq, a predicted model, not a curated record
AUGGGAAUUAUCGUGUCGGACCAGCCAAGAUGUUCUUCCCCUGUGGUGAUUUGGAGGAAGCCCCCACCUGGUUGGGUCAAGUUUGGUUCUGCUAGGGGUAAUUUAGGUGCAGCUGGGGGAGGAGGUGUUUGCAGGGGUGAGAGGAGUGAGUUCCUUUUUGCUUUUCACUCGGGCUAUGGCGUUGACUCCGAUACUCGAGCGGAACUUCUGGCGAAUCACGAUGGUCUUCAACAUUGCCUUUUGUUGGGGUACCCCAAUAUUCUUGUUGAAUUUGAUUCGCUCCUCGUCAUCAACUUCCUCUUGGGUCGCGCUGUCCCUGGUUGGAAAUGGAAAUGUUGGAUAGACAGAAUAAACCACCUCUCCAAGUCUAGAAAUAUAAAAUUUGUUCAUACUUUUAGAGAAGGAAACGGGCCAGCGGAUGCCCUCCCCAAGUUGGGGAGGGAAGGUCAAAGGAUGACUUUGGUUUUACUCCACGCCGACCUCCUACCGACAGUCCGGGGACUGCUCUUCUUAGACAGAUUGUCUUUAGGUUCAGUGAGGAGGGGGACUUAG